CAAGCGAAGGUACGUUUGUCGGUGGUUCAGAUUGCUGUGCUGAAGUUCUCAUCAACAGCGUUUGCCCGUGACCAGUCGGCCACGCUGUUACCGCUCAUGAACCAAUCUAUGGCUGCAGGACACGUACAGGAAUUCGCGUGCUUCACCGACUAUGACGAAGAGCUGGUUUGUGACUGGAGGGUGCCUGCACAAACCGAUUGCUCCAGGGACUUCCUGCUCUACUACAAGAGUGAAUUUCUGUCAUUGCCCAACAGCGUGUGUGUCCCUGAGAGUGGAAAAGGCAGUUUGACGUGCACUUGCACAAUACGUCCGAAGUAUUUUGUAUCAGGCCUCACGUAUAUUCUGACUCUGCGGCUCAACGGGACCGAUGUGUGGAAUUGCAGUGUUACACCAGCCCUGGUUGUUAAGCCAAGGGCCCCCAAAAAUCUUGCCAUUGAGAAAGCUGAAAAUGGUAAUUUCAAUCUGAGCUGGGAGGAGAGCUACUCUCCUUCAUCCAUGCUCUUUGGACAGCCAGUCGUCUAUGAAGUGAAGUACUGGAGGAAGCAGCACCCAGCGGAGGUUUCUGUAAAAGCAAUUAACUACCAGGCCAAAAGCUUUGAAAUCACUGCAAGCUCCUUGAGAGGAGGCUCCGACUACAUUGCGACUGUACGGUGCAACUACACGGACUACCCGGCCUACUGGAGUGAGUGGAGCGAGGGAGUUGAAUUUCACUACGAUUACCAGGUAACGGCUGAAGACGUUCUGCAGCUGGCUGUGCCCGUGUCCUGCAUACUCAUCUUGGCAGUGUCUGUGACUUGUUACUUCGGCUUCACCAAGUACGUAUCGUGCUGCUCACGGCUCGCGCAGGGUAGCAGUUGCGCAGAUAUCAGUGUUGCUGUUGACUAA
Messenger RNA from Eurypyga helias (sunbittern), 885 nucleotides. RefSeq names its product interleukin 4 receptor (gene IL4R). NCBI's taxonomy places the organism in Eukaryota, Metazoa, Chordata, Aves, Eurypygiformes, Eurypygidae. The annotation marks the transcript as partial. Gene Ontology annotation, biological process: cytokine-mediated signaling pathway; production of molecular mediator involved in inflammatory response. The transcript has 6 exons. Gene Ontology annotation, cellular component: membrane; external side of plasma membrane. The record is from RefSeq and is a predicted model, not a curated record. Gene Ontology annotation, molecular function: protein binding; cytokine receptor activity.